CCACUUUUAACUUGCAUGAACAUGUCUUUCCAUACUGCUUUCUUCUGUGUCGGCUUGAUGUUCGAUGAGUGUGGUACGUAUCAGACAGUCGCUGAGCAAUGGAACGACAACGCAACCAUUGUAGGCUGGCUAAAAGUUCGUUAUACCCGUCGUCCUUUGACGUACAUUUCUCACCGCUGGCAGAAUACCGCUAUUCUCAAACGGAAGGUCAAUGGACAGAGAUCCUGGGAAGACAAACGUAGAUGGACUCACCGGAUUCUUUCUUUGCAAUUUGUUGACAAGACAUUGACCAGACGGCCUGUCUCUCUCGAUACUCGCAACCUGCUAUGUGAGCAUGUUCCCCAAGAUCGUGUCAACCAUCUAGGAGUUCCUCUGCUCUAUGCGAGACAUGACUGCGAUAUAUGCCAAGGUACGUUCCUCUUCUCGGACCAGAGCCAUGUNAUGCUGACAGAAUUUAUAGUUGCUGUACUGCGUGCAACCAUACAAGAACCCGCUGAUGUACCGCCUAUCCCGUUCUCAUGGCAAACAGCAGUCUGGAAGCAACACAGGUUNGGUGCCUCAAUCAUCGAUUGCUCUGACUUGCGUUUCGCAAUCUUGAACAGCAGCCUCGAGCACCAGAUCCGGCAUCUUUAUGACUACAGAGCUCUUCCCUUUCUCAUCCUGCAAACCUACAUCGAGGAACUGCUGAGCAACAUAGGAAGAGCNAAAAGAUCCGAGUACCGCAUCGAUCCGCCUCCGACCUCGAUGGAGAAGUUCAAUCACCACAUCAAUCUCAAAUGUCAAUGUCUCGCAUACACCCCCUUUCUCUGCUGGCUCAUUGACUUUGACAUCUUGAUCGAAACCGCGUUUGCCUGCGAGCCAUGUCUGAGGUCAUGCCUCCUACACGAACUACCCAUCAUCCAAGCAGCUCUAAUAUACGCUGACCAAGAACUCAAUCACCUCAAUCAACUCCUGCAGUUCCAUCUCUGUUGCGAGCAUCCCCACCCGCCGCCUCCACGUCCACCGACCCCGAAGCCACCGACUCCUAAGCCGCCCACUCCAAAACCGCCGACACCUCAUCCGCCACCACCUGUUCCUCCACAGCCACCACACCACUCUUGCUGUGACCACUGCACGCAAACAAAGCAUACAACGUAUCUGCUCUUCAUCCUGCUCGUCCCUCUCGCGGUGAUCUUCACACUUGCCAUCCUCUACAUCCGCCACAACUGGACAUCAAGAUGGCUCUUAUGCCUGAUCGUCUUGGCAUUUAUAUGCCAUCUACUCAUCCGACACUACAUUCGGUCCUCCAUAGAGUCUAUCCGCGACAAUCUCUCUGCAUACCUGUCGGAAACGAANAAAGCGAUCAUCGCGGCUUUGAUAUUGCUUACUGGGUUCUUGCAAUGUUGA
Aureobasidium musti is the source of this 1386-nucleotide messenger RNA. The record is from the annotation of a GenBank genome assembly. Lineage: Eukaryota; Fungi; Ascomycota; Dothideomycetes; Dothideales; Saccotheciaceae.